AUGCCUACUUCUCACCUUCCCUCUGGUGCUUCUCCCUCUCAAAACCCCCAGUCUAUUCCUGGUAUGGUUCCCAUUCCCACUUCCGGUGCUCCUGCUGCUCUUUCCAAUCCCGUUCAAAAAGUCAUGACAUCAGAAAAUCAUCCUGCAUCGUUCCCCUCUACAUACCCAACAUACUAUCCUUCUGCGAUGCCACCCAAUACCAUGUCUCAUCCUGCUCAUAUACCCCGUGCUUCCUUACAUCCUAUGCUUUCCCAGCAACAUCAUCAACAUCAACAUCAGCACCAGCACCAGCACCAGCACCAACACCAACACCAACACCAACACCAACACCAACAACCUCAACAUCAACAUCAACACCAACUUCCUCCUCCGCCGACUCAACCUUCUUCUCAACCUCCUCAACAACAAUCUGCUCCUACUUCUAUCCAUCAAUCCUCCCCCUCCAUCCUUCCUCCAUCCCAACAUAAUCCUCAAGGUAUGCCCAUGCAUCCCUCCUAUCCUGACGCCAUGAUGCAUUUACAACACGUCGUUUCUUCUCAGCAGUACCGCCAGCUACCACCCGCCGUCCUUGCUGCUCCCCCAGAUCAACAAGCUUCUCAAAUGCAGCAGCGUCUAAUGCCUGUUCAACAAGUUCCUGUUGCUUCUCCUCAAUAUCUUCCUCAUUUCGCUCAGCAACAACAACGAUCCAUGCAUCCUCCCGCCGCUGCCACUCCUCCCAACCCCGCUGCUGCUGCCGCCACUUCCAAACCUUCCAUGUCCACAAUUGUUUCUCAAAACGGUACCUACUACUCCAUCCCUUCCGUUCCCCAUCCCGCCCAAAAUCCUUCCAUCGCUGGUGUCCCUACCCAAGCAGACUCUUCUGCCGUACCAAAUCCACCUACUUCCGCCCCCGCUCCUUCCGCCGUCCCUCCCACUCAUACCAUCAACCAAAUCGCCUCCAAUCCACCCAACCUUCCUUCUUCACUUCCCGUUCACGUCUCUGCUUCCCCCUCUGUCAACCCAAACUCUCAACCCCCUCCUUCCGUUCCCGUGGCCUCUCAUCCUCCCCCUCCCACAGCUACCCAAGCCAAUCUCGUCCCUCCCAAUGCACCGGAAUCCGUUCGGAAACUUAUGUCGCUCAACGAGGAGGCCUGGCUCCAAAUUGGUCAUCUUGCUGAGCUUUACGAUGACUCGGACAAAGCUCUUACCGCUUACGAGGCUGCUCUCCGUCAAAAUCCUUAUUCUAUUCCUGCUAUGCUUCAAGUCGCUACCCUUUUAAGGAAUCGCGAACAGUUCCUUCUUGCUAUUGAAUACUACCAAACUAUUCUCGAUCUUGAUCCUAAACAGGGUGAAAUUUGGAGCGCUUUGGGCCAUUGCUACUUGAUGCGUGAUGAUUUAUCUCGUGCCUACUCUGCUUAUCGUCAGGCUUUGUAUCAUUUGAAGGAUCCUAAAAAUCCAAAACUUUGGUAUGGUAUCGGAAUUCUGUACGACCGCUAUGGUUCUCACGAGCACGCCGAGGAAGCCUUCACGCAGUGUCUUCGCAUGGACCCGAAUUUCGAAAAGGUAAACGAAAUUUACUUCCGCCUGGGUAUCAUUUACAAGCAGCAACACAAGUUUGCUCAAUCUCUAGAGCUGUUUCGCUAUAUUUUGAACCAUCCUCCUAAGCCUCUGACUGUGUUGGAUAUUUAUUUCCAAAUCGGUCACGUUUACGAACAGCAAAAGGAGUAUAAACUUGCAAAGGAGGCGUACGAACGUGUAUUGGCCGAGACUCCCAAUCAUGCAAAAGUACUACAACAAUUGGGCUGGCUUUGCCAUCAGCAGUCUUCUUCUUUUACAAAUCAAGAUUUGGCCAUUCAGUAUCUUACCAAGUCUUUGGAGGCCGAUGACACUGAUGCCCAGUCUUGGUAUUUGAUCGGCCGUUGUUAUGUCGCCCAGCAAAAGUACAACAAAGCUUACGAGGCAUAUCAGCAAGCUGUUUACCGAGAUGGCAGAAACCCCACUUUCUGGUGCUCCAUUGGUGUAUUAUAUUACCAGAUAAACCAAUACCAGGAUGCCCUAGAUGCUUAUUCUCGUGCGAUCCGCUUAAAUCCCUAUAUAUCUGAAGUAUGGUACGAUUUGGGUACUUUGUAUGAGAGUUGCCAUAAUCAAAUUAGCGAUGCUUUGGAUGCAUAUCAGCGUGCCGCUGAGUUAGAUCCCGCCAAUCCUCACAUCCGUGCUAGACUGCAAUUGUUGCGUGGUUCGAGCACCGAUCAGCAUAAACUGGGUACUUCAGCAGCACCCCCUCCGGUUACAAAUCAGAAUCCUAAGUUUGUAGGACAACCUGGUUCUGUAUACCCCAGUGCACUCCCUGGUCCUGCACCUUCUUCUAAUUGGCAGGUACCCCAACUUCCAGCACAACCCCAGGCAAUGCCUCAACCCCCCACACAACCUUUCGUUCCCCAAGCUUACAGCAGUAAUGUUGCGCUUCCAAACGGCGUUCAAAAUCCAUACGCAGGUGUUAUACCGCAACCAUCCCCCGGAACUGUUCCUACAGUAGGAGCUGUCACUAAUCAACCAUCACCUACUCAUCAAACUGCUCAGCAACCUAACGCAGCUCCACCGGCAGUUCCCAAUGCUCUGCCUAACCGUAACAGGCCAUCCAUUAGUGGUGCUUCUGUAUCAAAAUCGCCGCAAAUCAAAAACUCGGAUCAGCCGACCUCUCAGCAUAGUUCUUUCUCGGCGAUUGUGGGACCACAAGAAAAAACUAGUUCUAUAUUGAACCGGCCUAAGGAAUUUAAGGGUGUAACUUCUAGUGUCGAACAGCGGGAACGACAUACCAGUUCACCAAAAGAUACGUCAAAGAAGGCUGAUGCUUAUACAGCUCCCCCGAAUGAGUCUCCAAGAAGCGCUACGACGGACUUGGAUCAAACUACGGGAGGUCAAGAGGUUAAACAAGAGACCUUGGUUGAAAAGAAUAACAAACGACAACUUCCGUCUGAUAAAACGAGAACCGAGGAAGCUUCUCCUGAACUUUCAUCCUCUGAUGAAAGUGUGAAAAGACAAAAAAUAGUUGCAGAUGAAUCACAGGAUAACGAUGAUAAAACAAAUAACGAAGUGUCUCCCAGGUCUAGCCCUGCUGAACCUGUUAAACCUUCGGAACGUACUGAACCUGCUGAACCUAUUGCUGAAGCUGAGGCUAAUCAACAACAGGAAAGUCGUGCUAGUUCAGAAGAACCGAGUCAGAGUGUUGGAAGUCCUGAUUCUGAGCCAAAAGACAAAUCACGGAGCCCGAAGCAAACAGCUCGUACUUUAGAUGUUGACGAGGAUUACGAUGGUGAAGAGGAGGCCGACUAA
Schizosaccharomyces octosporus yFS286 is the source of this 3312-nucleotide messenger RNA. Its product is annotated as transcriptional corepressor Ssn6. NCBI's taxonomy places the organism in Eukaryota, Fungi, Ascomycota, Schizosaccharomycetes, Schizosaccharomycetales, Schizosaccharomycetaceae. The record is from RefSeq and is a predicted model, not a curated record. The coding region runs from base 1 to 3312 and encodes 1103 amino acids. The transcript has a single exon. Gene Ontology annotation, molecular function: chromatin DNA binding; protein binding; RNA polymerase II cis-regulatory region sequence-specific DNA binding. Gene Ontology annotation, biological process: regulation of gene expression.